UGUUCCAAUAAUAAACGCGAUACAUUUCUAUAUUCAGCGGUCUGAAUUUUGUGCACCACUGCUCCUCUUGGCUGACUAUAUGUAUUUCAUACAAGGCCGACCAGAGCAGAGGAUAGCCAUUGAAGCUUGCGGAUUAUUUGUCUACUUUUCACAUUCUGGAGAAUUUAGAGAAAAUCUGUGUGUUGAUCUCACUAGUUUGUGACCGAGUUGAGUUAAUUCAGCGGUUUACAUUUCGCUCUAUGGUUGAGACGCCGUCGUGUUGUUUUCAUCAAGAUCAAGAUCACUGACUGCAUCAUCAUGUGGAAAUCGUUUUAACUGACGCGAAUGUAGAUUACAGCUGUCUGGCAUCUAUUCCAUCCACGCGCUGGCUGCCUCUGCGUUCUAUCAAUAGGGAUGCAUCUAUUGACAUUUAGUUCCAUUUGAUAGGUGUUGUGUGAUGGUAGCGUUUGGUGUGUGAGGCCUGUAAGAGGAGACCCACUGCCUCCUCCCCUUCAGGAUGUCUGAACCCCAGACACCAACAUGGCCACAGGGCACAGAGUGUGUGGCCAAAUACAACUUUAAGGGCACCACAGAGCAGGACCUGCCCUUCAACAAAGGAGAUGUCUUAACCAUAAUCGUGGUGACUAAGGACCCUAACUGGUACAAAGCCAAGAACACAGCAGGUCGAGAAGGCACCAUCCCAGCUAACUACGUCCAGAAGAGGGAAGGGGUGAAGCAAGGGGGCAAGCUGAGUCUAAUGCCAUGGUUCCAUGGUAAGAUAACUAGGGAGCAGGCUGAGUGUCUCCUGAUCCCCCCAGAGAUGGGUCUGUACCUUGUGAGAGAGAGCACCAACUACCCCGGGGACUAUACUCUGUGUGUGAGUUGCGACGGCAAGGUGGAGCACUACCGCAUUGUCUACAAGGAGGGAAAGCUCAGCAUCGACGAGGAGGCGUUCUUCGAGAACCUCAUGCAGCUUGUUGAGCACUAUACCAAAGAUGCAGACGGUCUCUGCACCAAACUGAUCAAGCCGAAGCUGGAGGAGGGUACUGUGGCAGCCCAGGAUGAGUUCUCCAGGAGCGGCUGGGCUCUCAACAGGAAGGAAAUCAAUAUCCACCAGUCCAUAGGGAAAGGAGAGUUUGGAGAUGUGAAGGUGGGAGACUACAGAGGGACCAAAGUAGCGGUGAAGUGUAUCAAACACGAUGCUACAGCACAGGCCUUCAUUGCUGAAGCUUCAGUCAUGACGCAACUGAGACACAAUAACCUGGUCCAGUUGCUAGGUGUCAUCGUUGAGGAGAAGGGAAGCCUGUUUAUCGUCACUGAGUACAUGGCCAAGGGCAGUCUAGUGGACUACCUACGCUCCAGAGGUCGGACAGUGCUGGGUGGGGAUUCCCUACUCAAGUUCUCAGUUGACGUGUGUGAGGCCAUGGAGUAUCUGGAGGCCAAUAACUUUGUCCACAGAGACCUGGCGGCCCGUAAUGUUCUGGUGUCAGAUGAUAACAUCGCCAAGGUCAGCGACUUCGGCCUGACCAAGGAGGCCUCGUCUAAUCAGGACACAGCCAAACUGCCCAUCAAGUGGACCUCACCAGAGGCCCUGAGGGAAAAGAAAUUCUCCACCAAGUCAGACGUGUGGAGCUAUGGGAUCUUGCUGUGGGAGAUCUACUCCUUUGGACGAGUGCCUUACCCCAGAAUUCCUCUAAAGGACGUGGUACCACGCGUGGAGAAGGGCUACAAAAUGGAUGCCCCAGACGGUUGUCCUGAGGUGGUGUAUGAAGUCAUGAAGCAGUGCUGGACCCUGGACCCGCUGGUGCGGCCAUGCUUUAGAGUCCUCAGGGAGAAACUGCAGCAUAUCCUAGCCAAGGAGCUCUACCUGUGAUGGAAUAGGAAGAGGAGGUGAAAAGGGAAGUGGACAAGGAUGGCUCUCCUUUCAUUGAGGAAGAGGGGGAUGGAGAGGGAGAAAUAGGAUGGACAAGGAUUGCUCUUCUUUCAUGAUGGGACCAAAGCCUGACAUUAUCAAGACCUCAGAGAUCCUCCUUCCUCUCCUUAUAAUAAUUUUUUUGAUUUACAUUAGAUUGUGUGAAAGUUCACUUGUUUUAUAAUUUCUCAUUCUGUUGAAAUGUUGUUGCCACAUGUUGGCAUUUCCACUUUUUUUUACACUCGCCCUCCCCCACACACACCUCAGGGUUGCCUGUAUGUCUGUUCUACAGUACAUUAGUGGUUGUAUCGGUCUGGCCGACUACAGUGUGUACUCCAGUGUCAAACAAACCCACCCGGGACUGUUGUGAGGUACUAUAUCCCUUUCACACAAUCGUGCCGACCAUAACCAUACCGUGCUGGCUCUGAUAUUUUCUUUUCACAUGGUCCUUUCCAGCACAGUUACAGGAAAGAUGACGGAUACGUAGCCUAGCCGGUGCAAUUCGGCUUGGCUCGGCUAGUGUGAAUCAACCCCAAGUCAGGCAAUACACUUCCCGUGUCCCUGCUCUCUACCCAUACAGUGUAAGAUUGUUACCCCAGUUAAAUACGAUCUGUGCCAAAAUGCCUCCAGAACACAGGGCUAUCCCCACAGAUACCCCUCUACACGCUUGCCUUUUUUUUUCUUUUUUUUCUUUUAUGUUUUAUACAUUUGUUUGUUUUUGUUACACAUCCUCUUCUCUUAUUGCCACAAGUGUUCAUCUCACAUUUAUCAAACUGGAAAGCAGAAUAAAUCCUCCACUAAAAUGUUACUGAAUUCAACAUUUCAGGACGACGUGUAACAUGACGGAGAGAUUGAGAUUGUAUCCAUGCAGAGGGAAAAGAAGAAGCCAUUUUGGAGAGAAAAAAGUUUUGUAACAGAUAAACUAAGGGCAAGUGUAUAGAAAUAAUUAAAAUGUAACAUGUACAUGUGAAAACAGUUCAGAAAUGAAAGCUGAAGGGAACCAUGCAUGUGGAACGGGAAGCCUUUUUUUGUACCUUUUAAAGUUGUUUUUACUUUGCUGCCGUUAUGAUUAAAUCAUUCCACUUGAAAAAGUUUUGAAAAA
Messenger RNA from Salvelinus namaycush (lake trout), 2993 nucleotides. RefSeq names its product tyrosine-protein kinase CSK-like. The transcript has 12 exons. Gene Ontology annotation, molecular function: protein tyrosine kinase activity; protein binding; ATP binding. The coding region runs from base 497 to 1852 and encodes 451 amino acids. The record is from RefSeq and is a predicted model, not a curated record. Gene Ontology annotation, biological process: adherens junction organization; protein phosphorylation; regulation of Fc receptor mediated stimulatory signaling pathway. Lineage: Eukaryota; Metazoa; Chordata; Actinopteri; Salmoniformes; Salmonidae.